Messenger RNA from Hyaena hyaena (striped hyena), 4503 nucleotides. RefSeq names its product small nuclear RNA activating complex polypeptide 4 (gene SNAPC4). Bases 68 to 4288 code for a protein of 1406 amino acids. Lineage: Eukaryota; Metazoa; Chordata; Mammalia; Carnivora; Hyaenidae. The record is from RefSeq and is a predicted model, not a curated record. The transcript has 23 exons.
CCCUGCCGCUCGGCUGCUGCGAGUGUCGGGGGCGGUGGCGCAGGCGGCGGCGGGGCCGGAGGGAGUCAUGGACGUGGACGCGGAAAGAGAGAAGAUAGCAAAGGAGAUUGAAGAGCUGGAAAGGAUUUUGGAUCCCAGCUCCUCGAGUCUCGGCGUGGAGGUCUCUGAGUCUGGGCUCGCACUGGACUCUGAAGCAGACUCGCUGCCUGAGGAGGACUCGGACGCUGCCAGUUCCCCAGUCUCGGAAGAGGAGAGGUGGGGAGAGGCCAGCAAUGGUGAGGACGACCCCAAGGAGAAGACCCUCCCUGAAGACCCAGAGACCUGCCUGCAGUUGAACAUGGUCUACCAGGAGGUCAUCCAGGAGCGGCUGGCGGAGGUCAGCCUCCUGCUGGCCCAGAACCGGGAGCAGCAGGAGGAAAUCAUGUGUGACCUGGCAGGGUCCAAAGGCCCCAAGAUGAAGGACGGCAAGAGUCUGCCCCCAAAUCUGUACAUAGGCCACUUCAUGAAGCCGUACUUCAAAGACAGGGUCACCGGAGUGGGGCCUCCAGCCAACGAAGACACGCGGGAGAAGGCCGCCCAGGGCAUCAAGGCUUUCGAGGAGCUCCUGGUGACCAAGUGGAAGUCCUGGGAGAAGGCCCUGCUCAGAAGGUCGGUGGUGAGCGACCGCCUACAGCGCCUGCUUCAGCCCAAGCUCCUGAAGCUGGAAUACUUGCACCAGAAACGGAGUAGGGUGACCAGUGAGGCGGAGAGGCAGGUCCUGGAGAAGCAGAGCAGGGAGACGGAGAGGGAGGUCCAGGACAUCCGGGAGCUCCCAGAGGAGGCCUUGCUGGGGGACAGGCUGGACAGCCACGACUGGGAGAAGAUCUCCAACGUUAACUUUGAGGGCGGCCGCGGCGCAGAGGAGAUCCGCAAGUUCUGGCAGAACUGGGAACACCCGAGCAUCAACAAGCAGGAGUGGAGCGGCCAGGAGGUGGGGCGCCUGCAGGCCCUCGCGGCCGCGCACGGCCACCUGCAGUGGCAGCACAUCGCCCAGGAGCUGGGGACCAACCGCAGCGCCUUCCAGUGCCUGCAGAAGUACCAGCAGCACAACAAGGGGCUGAAGCGCAGGGAGUGGACGCCGGAGGAGGACCACCUGCUCACCCAGCUCGUCCAGGAGAUGCGCGUCGGCAGCCACAUCCCCUACCGGAGAAUCGUCUACUACAUGGAAGGGAGGGACUCCAUGCAGCUCAUCUACCGCUGGACCAAGAGCCUGGACCCCAGCCUGAAGAAGGGGCUCUGGGCCCCAGAGGAGGAUGCGAAGUUGCUCCGAGCAGUUGCCAAGUAUGGGGAGCAGGAUUGGUUUAAAAUCCGGGAAGAGGUGCCAGGUAGGAGCGAUGCCCAGUGCCGAGACCGGUACCUCCGAAGGCUGUACUUCGGCUUGAAGAAGGGGCGGUGGAGCGCCAAGGAGGAGGAGAAGCUGGUGGAACUGAUAGAAAAGCAUGGCGCUGGUCACUGGGCAAAAAUAGCUUCGGAACUACCCCAUCGGACGGGCUCCCAGUGUCUGAGCAAGUGGAAAAUCAUGGUUAGGAAGAAGCAGAGCCGGGGCCGGCGGCGGCGGCGGCCCCCUCGCAGCGAGCGCUGGAGCUCCAGCAGCGAGGACAGCAGCGAUGGGGACUGCAGCGGCAGCAGCAGCAGCAGGCUCAGUGAGGACUCGGAGCCCGAAGAAGCCCCAGAGGCCCAGGCAGCCGGCCACGUGCUGCCCUCGGCACAGCAAGCCGUGCCAGACAUGGCCCUGUGGGUUCCUGCCAGGCAGGGGGGCACCUGGGGCGGCCAGGGCCGCCGGGCUGCCCCACCCAGCCCUCCCGACAGCUCCAACGGGGCACAGGCUGCCAGAGCGACUUGCCCCCCAGCCUCGGCCUCCGCACGGGAAGGAGGCCAAGUGCCCACCCCGUCUGGGACCCUCAGCCCCAGUGCCAGCGCUGUCGGCUGCCCGGGCUCGGCGGGUCCUCCCCCCUCAGGCUCCGAGGGGCCAGCGGACGAGAAGGAGAAACUGAGGCAGCCGUGUCCUCUGGGCUCACCGGCGGGGGCCGGCGCCUGCGUCUCGCCACUGUGGCAUAGGCCCAUGGGGAGCAGGCAGCGGGGCCGGGGACACUCGCUGCAGCGGAGGCUCUUGGAGCGCCAGCUCCUGAUGGCCGUGAGCCCGUGGGUGGGCGACAUCGUCCUGCCCAGCGCUGCCCGGAGGCGUGCCGUGCCGCACACCCAAGCCGAUGGCGUCAGGAAGCAGCUUCAGGACGCGCACCUGGCCAGCACCCCGGUGUUCACCCUCUUCAUCCAGCUGUUCCAGAUCGACACAGCCGGCUGCAUGGAGGUCGUUCGAGAGAGGAAGGCCCAGCCCCCUGCCCUGCUGCAGCCCGGCCCUCGGGACCCAGUGCCUGGGCUCCUACCGGUACCGUCGCGCACCCGGAGCACCACAGGCCCCGGCUUCCGGAGCGCGCCGGCCCGAGAACCUGCAGAGCAGAGCGCCGGCCACAAAGGGAGCAGGGCGCUGCAGCCCUGCCACGCCGAGUCCGGCCCGCGGGCACCCCCGCCAGCUCCGUGUGGCCCCCGGCCCAAGCCCAAGACGGUCUCAGAGCUGCUCCGAGAGAAGCGGCUGCGGGAGGCCCGGGCCAGGAAGGCCGCCCAGGGCGCCGUGGCUCUCCCGCCCCAGCUGCUGCUCGCCUCCCCGCUGCUGCUCCAGCCCCGUCUCCCGGGAGCCCCCCACGGCCCCUCGGCUCCGGGCCUGGCUGUCACAGCCUCGGUGCUGCCCGGGCCCAGCGCCCCUGCAGCGACGGGGCUGCGAGCUUCAGGUGCUCGGGCCUCGGCCGACAACGGAAGGCCCUCCGUCUUGCCAGUCUUGGCCGGCGCCCCGGCCUCCACAGACGCUGCCCCUGCUGCCUCCCGGCUGUCGGCUCUGGGCCCCCGCCAGGUCCCUGUGAACGGCCAGCGAGGUGGCCUGGGCCAGUCUCAGGCCCCUGCCACGUCCCGGAAGCAGGGCUUGCCAGAAGCACCACCCUUUCUACCUGCAGCCCUCAGCCCCACUCAGCUGCCUGUGCAGCCUGUCAGCCCAGCGCCAGCUGUGGGCACGCGUGAGGGUGGGCCGCACACGGCGGCCGGCACCCCUCUGCCUGUCACCUGGGUGCUCACAGCUCAGGGGCUGCUCCCCGUGCCCACUGUGGUGGGCCUUCGUGGGCCAACAGGGACCUCUGACCCCAAAGGACUGUCAGUGGCUUUCCCACCCUCCCUGCCUGGGAGGCAGAUGGGCCAGGGCCCCAGGCUCCCCGGGCCAAGCCACCCCUGGCAGCCCCCAGCCAAUGGGGACACAGACUCAGACCCUCGCUGCAGGACAGACCCGCCAGGCCCUCCAAUCCCUUGCCAGUCCCAAGGUUCUGUGGAAGUGGACAGCGAUGGGGCCCACGGCCCUGGGGGGCUCUCCUUCCCUGGAGAAGCCCAAGUGGCCGGGGACACAGCUGUGUCUGCGACACCUGCCCAGGCCACACUGCUGGCUGGCCACCCUGAAGCAAAGCCCCCCGGCCCCAGCCAGCCGCCUCUGCGAGGUGGCACCGGCCCUGGCAGUGGCCCAGGAGGGACAGCAGGGUCCCCCUCGGGGCCAGAGGGACUCAGAGAGCCUCUGGGCCUGGAGAGGCCACCCCCACCCCGACCUGGGCCUGAGAGGGGCGCCCUGCACUUGGACCUCCUGUCCCAGGAGAGUGAGGGGGUCGUGCGAGAGUGGCUGAGGGGACGGCGUGGGGUGCGUGUGCCCCCGCUGGGGAGCAGGCUGCCGUACCAGCCCCCCGCCCUGUGCAGCCUGCGGGCCCUGUCUGCGCUCUUGCUUGAGAAGGCGGCCUUGGAGCACAAAGCUGCCCGCCUCGUGCCGGGGGGCGCCGGAGCCCUGCACGCCUCGCUGGGACAGGUGCGGGGGCGGCUCCGGGACAGCCCGGCCUACCUGCUGCUCAAGGCCCGGUUCCUGGCGGCCUUCACCCUCCCCGCGCUCCUGGCCACCCUGUCCCCCGACGGCGUCCCCACCACCCUGUCCAUAGCCGCGAGGGCUGACUCUGAGAGCGAGGACGACCUGGGCCUGGGGGAGUCGGAGCUCACCUUCGCUUGCUCCACGAGCCGCCCUUGGGCAGGGCCGGCGGCCACCACCCCCGUGCAGGGAGCCCCAGACCCUGGGGAGGGCUCUGCCUCUUCCUGCCUACACAGUUCUGACCACCUCGAUGUGCUCAGAACCCGGCGCUCCUGGCAUGCCCGGAAGAGGAGGAGGCUGCUGUGAGCGGCAGGGAGGUGGGAGCCGUGCGGCACCCUGGUGAGCCCGCCUGCCCAGAGGGCCCGCCGCUGAGCCUGCGGGAGGAAGCAGCCAGAAGCAGCUGGAGGUCGGGGGAGGCUCUGCCAGCAGUGGCCGCGCGGCUGCGGGGCCUGGGCUGGUCCUCACGCACAGACUGGGGUGUUUGAAGGAAUAAAGUGGACGGCUUAUUUUUUUAUUAAAAA